Molecule: messenger RNA, 2052 nt
Organism: Phragmites australis (common reed)
Lineage: Eukaryota; Viridiplantae; Streptophyta; Magnoliopsida; Poales; Poaceae
Exons: 6
Coding region: 174-1802 (542 amino acids)
Source: RefSeq, a predicted model, not a curated record
AUUUCUACUCUCUUUGCCUCUCCCUAUGUCUCUCUGUCUCUCUCUUCGAUUCCCCGGGAAACUCUACAGGCUACAGCCAUCCCCAAAUCCCAAGUCUGCAACACUGCCAGGAUCAGCAUAACCAGCAGCUCUAGUUCUCUCCGAUUUUGAGCUCGCAAGGGCACUGCAAGAUCAUGCAGUGCCCAAUGGAUGCUACAGACAGCAAAGCCUCCGUGGUUAUAAAGUUCCACAAAAUUGUGAAUGAGACCAGUUCCCACUCUUCUCUAUCGCAUCCAGCAACGAAUCGCUCACAACGCCAUUGCUUUGGAAAUGAAGCCACAGAGCGAUGCUCCCUCACUGCAAACCCGUCCAUUCUCCUCCAUGUGCUCUCAUCCUAUGAGCUGGACCCUAAAGAUCUGGCUGCCUUGGAGGCUACAUGUAAAUUCUUCAGGAACCCUGCAAGCUUCCAACCAGACGUUGAGCUGUCUCUUCCAGAACUUGCAGCAUUUGAUAUGUGCCGUCAAAAGGCCAUGUUUAGGCCAAUGAAGCGUGAGGAAAAGGAGCGGUUGAAGCAGCGGUGUGGGGGCUCUUGGAAGCUUGUCCUUAUGUACAUGUUGGUUGGUGAGAAGAAUUACCGCCGUGAGAAAUCUCAGGUUAUUGCUGGACCAGGCCACAGCAUUGUUGUCACAACAAAGGGGGAUGUGUAUUCAUUCGGCGCAAAUUGCUCAGGGCAGCUUGGUCUUGGGAAUACAGAAGACCAGUUCAAGCCAUGCCUUAUUAGGUCUCUGCAAGGCAUCAGAAUCAUACAAGCUGCGGUUGGGUCAAGGCGGACAAUGCUUGUGAGCGACACGGGACAUGUGUACACAUUCGGACAGGAUAUUUUCGGGGGUUUGGAAUUCUUUGGGACUGCUGACGUUAAUUACACUAGCAGUCCUAAGUUGGUGGAAUCUCUGAAAGGUAUCUUUGUAGUUCAAGCAUCAAUAGGAGGCUACUUCUCUGCAGUUCUGUCUAGAGAGGGUCAGGUUUAUACUUUCUCUUGGGGACGUGAUAAAAGACUUGGGCAUAGUUCAGAUCUUGCUGAUGUUGAGCCUCGUCUUCUCUCUGGACCGCUUGAGGAUGCUCUUGUUGUGCAGAUUGCUGCCGGCAAUUGCUAUCUCCUUAUGUUGGCCUACCAACCGACUGGGAUGUCAGUUUACUCGGUAGGCUGCGGUUUAGGAGGCAAGCUUGGACAUGGAUGCAAGAUAAACGAGGGGAUCCCAAAGUUGAUUGAACAUUUUCAGGCACUGGAUAUAAAGCCAUUGUCAAUUUCAGCAGGCACUUUCCAUGCUGCAGUUCUGGGUUGCGAUGGCCGUGUAUUCACCUGGGGGUGGAGCAACUAUGGUUGUCUGGGACAUGAUGAUGAAAAAGAAUGCAUGACCCUCCCCACGGCAGUGGAAGGCUUGAGGGGUGUGAAGGCUAUGCACGUCUCAGCUGGCGAGUACACCACCUUCGUCGUCGCAGAUAAUGGUGACGUCUACUCCUUUGGGUGGGCGGAUUCAUCUAAUCUGGGUUUUCAGGCUGACGACUCAGAAAAUGCAGAUGUCCGAACUCCCAAGCUAGUGACUUCAUUUGUUGUGCUAGACGAAAAGGUUGCGCAGAUUAGCGCAACAAACACUUGGGAUUGGCUUAACGAAGAUAUGUGUAGCUCUCAUACAAUCGCCCUCUCAGAAUCCGGUAAGUUGUAUUCCUUUGGGGGAGGUACCAAAGGCCAGCUUGGUGUCAAGCUUGCUGAGGGCCAAGAAACACGGCCUACCCCAGCUCGUGUCGCCAUUGAUCCCAUCUAGUCCCUCCAGCAUGUACCUUCAACAUUUUCCAUCUCCCAUGGUAGCUGCUGGUGGUGUUGGAACUGCGAAAUGCCUUCUGAAACGCUUUAGAAUGUAAAAUAUUAGGAACAUUUAGUUCUUAUUAGAGUCUGGACUAUAUAGGUUUCGCGGUGGCCUCUCUUUUGGACAGUGGACAGAUUAUGCCAUGACUUCUGGUUGGUUUCAGUUAACUGAUCCUAAGUUGGAUUGGAAUGACAAUUGUUCAUUCUUA